This is a messenger RNA of Anolis carolinensis (green anole), 4936 nucleotides long. RefSeq names its product tubulin tyrosine ligase like 13 (gene ttll13). Gene Ontology annotation, cellular component: cilium. The transcript has 14 exons. The coding region runs from base 1446 to 4532 and encodes 1028 amino acids. Lineage: Eukaryota; Metazoa; Chordata; Lepidosauria; Squamata; Anolidae. Gene Ontology annotation, molecular function: tubulin-glutamic acid ligase activity; tubulin binding. Gene Ontology annotation, biological process: microtubule cytoskeleton organization; protein polyglutamylation. The record is from RefSeq and is a predicted model, not a curated record.
UUAUUUAUGUUGGAUAAGUGAGACUCUGCUGUAUAUAAAAAUAAUACAAUACAUUGUGAAUCAAUUAAAAUUAAAUACAUCAAACAUUCAUAAAAAUACACUUAUAAAUAUACUUAUAAAUAUACCCUCCCCUUACCCAUAUUACCCCAUAUAUAUAGUUAGAAACCUUUCCCUGAUAUCCAUAGAGAGUAGAUCCCUUUCCUACCCUUCCUAACCUUACCUUAUCUACCUACCUAACCAUACUUACCUCACUCCUCCCUUUAGACACAUGACUGUAACAAAAUUUCAAUAAAAAUUAUUUAUAAAAAAAUAAAUAUACAGAUAAGUGAAUGUUGCAAUUAACCACCUUAAUUAGCAUUGAAUGGCCCCCAGGCAGUAAGCAUCCUGACCUUGAAGAUGCAAGGCCAUUCAGUGCUAAUCAAGGUGGCCAACUGCAACAUUCACACCUGUGUCAAACAGACAAAGAACCCUUUCUCCCACCCUGGGCAUCAUUCCACAGUAUAUGAACCCCACUUGCCUCGUUUCCAACAGACCUCACAACCUCUGAGGAUGCCUGCCAUAGAUGCAGGCAAAACGUCAGGAGAGAAUGCUUCUGGAACAUGGCCAUACAGCCAGGAAAACUCACAGCAACCAGUGAUCCCAGCCAUGAAAGCCUUCGACAACACAACUCUUAUUAUUACUAUCAUGCUGGGUGGCCAUCUGGGGAGGGCUUUGAUUGUGCUUUUAUUUUUUAUUUUUUUAUUUAUUUACAGCAUUUAUAUUCCGCCCUUCUCACCCCAAAGGAUAUUCAUGGCAGAUCACAUCUUCUUCUUCUAUAUAUAUAAAAGCGUGAUGGCAUCACGGCGACCCACAAAACAACAAAACUACAGGCCCCCCAACCUCGAAAUUUGACAACACAACCCAUCAUCCACGCCUCUAGGUUGAUACAACAAAAAGAAAAGAAAAAUAAAGUCCUAAUUUGAGAGAGAGGAAUAAUUGCUUUUAUCCAAUUGCUGCCAGUUUGAAGGCUAAGCUCCUCCAACUUGGUCUCCUAGCAACCCAAUAAAAAAUAAUAAAAAACACUAAAAAUUAAUACAAUAAAAUACUAUAAUAACAGAAAAUAACUAAAAUAAUACAAGAAAAUAAUAAAAUAUAAUAAAUAAAAAUAUAACUUACAACAAAAAAUUAAUUAAAAAAUGCAAAUAACGUCAAAUAAAAAUUACACAACAAUUUUUAACCAAUACCACCACCACUUUGCCACAGCAACGCGUGGCCGGGCGCAGCUAGUUACACAUAUAGGCAAACAUUCAAUGCCUUUUAACAUAGAACAAAGACAAGACAAACAUAGGCUCCGAGCGGGCCUCGAACUCAUGACCUCCUGGUCAGAGUGAUUCAUUGCAGCUGGCUUGCUCUCCAGCCUGCGCCACAGCCCGGGCCUAAAUCGAGGCAGGAAGGGGUUAGUCUAGAUGGCCCCUGGGGGUCUCUUCAACCUGAACAUCUUUCCUUUGGCUUCUCAACUGGAUCCCUGGCCUGAAUGUCAACAGAGCAGAUUCCACCAACGUAACGCACGCACGCACGCACGUUCGCUCUCGCGCCUCAUAAGGAGGCCAAUGGCGUCACAGUACUCGGGAGGGGGCGGGGCCGCGCUGUCGCCAUGGAGACCGCGUCGGGCCUCAAGGAGGCCUCUAGGCCCAGGCGCCAUCGCCGCGGCCGCCUCAGGGGAAGAAGCAGCCUUGGCGACCGUCCCUGAGAGAAUGAAGCUCAACAGAGAUGAAAGCAGCGAGUCUGAGAACGAAACUGACGACGAUGAGGAGGAAGAAGAGGAAGACGAUGACGACGAUGAGGGAGGCCUGUCUGAUGAGUCUGCCAACAAAUGCCUGAAGCGCCUGGAGGCAGAAGAGAAAGCCUCCCAGCAGAACCGCUCCCAGGACAAGGAGGAGACCCCGAACUGUGGGCAGAAAGGCGAAAAGGGGGCUCAGCCAGGGCUCUCCCUGAUCGAUCUGGAGGAGCAGUUGGCAGAAGAGUGUGACUUGGAGGAGACAAGACGAAAGAGGCGGAGGAAGCACAGGCUCUGCAUCAACCUGACCAACUGCAAAUAUGAGAGCGUCAGGCGUGCUGCUCGGCGCUGUGGCCUGAAAGAAGUCGGGGAGGACGAGGAGUGGACCCUUUACUGGACGGACUGCUCUGUCUCCCUGGAGCGCGUCAUGGAGAUGAAAAGGUUUCAGAAAAUCAACCACUUCCCAGGCAUGGCGGAGAUCUGCCGCAAGGACCUGCUUGCCCGCAACCUCAACCGCAUGCUCAAGCUCUUCCCCAAAGAGUACAGCAUCUUCCCUCGCACCUGGUGCCUGCCAGCAGACUACGGGGACUUCCAGGCCUAUGGCCGCAUGCGGAAGAACCGGACGUACAUCUGCAAGCCAGACAGCGGCUGCCAAGGGCGAGGCAUCUUCAUCACACGCAACCCAAAGGAGAUCAAGCAUGGGGAGCGCAUGAUUUGCCAACAGUAUGUCACCAAGCCCUUCCUCAUUGAUGGCUUUAAGUUCGACAUGCGCAUCUAUGUUUUGGUCACCUCCUGCGACCCACUAAGAAUCUUUGUAUACGAGGAGGGGCUGGCCCGCUUUGCCACCAUGAGAUACAUCGAGCCCAGCAGCAACAACCUGGAGGACAUCUGCAUGCACCUUACUAACUAUGCCAUCAACAAGCACAACGAGAACUUUGUGCGUGAUGACUACUCCGGGAGCAAGAGGAAGCUGUCCACUUUGAACACCUGGAUGCGGGAGCACAGCUAUGACACAUCCGAGCUGUGGAGGAACAUCGAGGACAUCGUAAUCAAAACCCUUGUUGCUGCCCAUCCGGUGCUGAAACAUAACUACCGCACCUGCUUCCCCAACCACAUCUCAGGCUGCGCCUGCUUCGAGAUCCUGGGCUUUGACAUCCUCCUGGACAGGAAGCUCAAACCUUGGCUCUUGGAGGUCAACCACUCCCCCAGUUUCACCACGGACUCCCGGCUGGACCGGGAAGUGAAGGAUGCCUUGCUCUGCGACACCCUCAACCUCAUCAACCUACGGGCUUGUGACAAGAGGAAGGUGCUGGAGGAAGACAAGAGGCGGGUGAAGGAGCGCCUGCUCCAGCCCCACCAGCCACCCCGGGAGGCCAGGCGGGAGCAGAUGGAGAGCAACCAGGCGGCCUGGCUGGCCCAGGCAGACAUGCACGAGAGGAGCCACCUGGGUGGGUACCGCCACAUCUUCCCCACUGGCAACACCGACAAGUAUGCACACUUCUUCAAUCACAGGGGGUCCCUGUUUCACGAGACGGUGGCCUCAAAGGCUAGAGAGGAGUGCGCCAGGCAACAGCUGGAAGAAAUCCGGCAGAAGAAAGAGCAGCAGCGGGAGAGUGCGGCCGGGAAGAAGCGGAAGGAGGGGAAGGAGAACCCGCAGGGAGAAUCCGCUGGGGAGAAAUACCAGGAGAAGAUCAAGGCCAAGGCCAAGACCUGGAACCCAAAGGUGUCCACCGUGCCUUACGACAGCAUGACCCCUCAGGCCAUUGUGGAGGAGGAGGAGGUGGAGCGGGUCAAGGCCCUCCUGAGACGGGAGAACCUCAUCCGAGGUCUGGGCGUCAUCAACCUGCUGACCCGGUUGCUGAGCCACAGUGAGCCCAGCCCCUUGGACAUCCAGAAGCCCCGCAUCAACUUCGCUGAAAGCCAGUCCCACUUCAUCCAGGAGGUGCUCAACAACCGCGAUUCCCAGAGUGCCAUGACGCUGGUCCCCGUCUCCUUCCUGGGGAGCACCGUCUCCCGCUUCAGACAUCAGGCCGUGCCGCCACCGCCCCCCGCCGCCCGCGUCCAGCUCCUGGGCAACCAAGGCUUUAUCCCCACCAUCUUGGGCACCCUGUCCGGUCUGGGGGCCCACCACGAUGGCAGCACCCUCUCGCUGCCCCCCAGGAACAUCAGCUGGCUGGGCAGCGGCAUGGUGGGGCAGCCCUGCACGCUGGCCCAGAUGCUGCGGGCCGGAGGGCGGCGCUUUGGCAGCGCCAUGAGCAAGGCAGAUGGCGGUGAGUAUACCGCGGUCAGCCCCCGGGUGCUGGAGCUGGCGCCCGCCAAAGGGAGCACCCUCGAGUGGGGCAGCGCCGCCAGGAGCAGGGCCGCUCGGUCGCAGAAGAGCACCUCCCGGAGCCACCCCUCUCCCCUCCCACACAGAGCCACAGCGCAGCCGCCGCCGCCGCCGCCUCUCCUGGGCUGGGCCCGGGCCCCCCACGCUGCCUCCGGUGUCGCCGCCUCGACCUCUGUUCCGGGAAGCCCUGCCUACAAGCGGCCCUUGUACUUGGGCUCCGGCUCCCUGAACUGCCUCUCCCACGGCGGAGGGAAAGCGCUCAAUGGCAGCGUUGGCAGCUUCUCCUUCCCUUCCUCCAUGCCUGCCCCCCUCAAACCCCACAAUCACCACCCGGAGCUGCUGCGAGGGCUGACCAUCAACUCUGCCUCAGCCCCGCUCCUGCGCCGCAGCAGCCCUCACCGCUCCAGCACGGUGGCCGCCUCCCAGCACCUCCACCUGCCCAGGUAGCGGCCCUCCAUGGAAAAAGGGGCCCCGUCCUCCUCACUGCAGGCCCCUUUCCCUCCUCCUGCGCAGGAAGGAGGCUUGACUGGAGUCCUAAGUGCCCUGGCGACUGGAGGAGCCCGAAGAGCGGGGCCUGCUGGGAGGGCACCGUGGCCAUGCCAAGAGGGGCCAAGGGGCAUUGGAGGCUGCCCUGCUGAGCUGCAGCCCUUGUGGCCCCGGACCCCGGAGGGAAGAGUGCACUCUGCCCAGUGGCCUCUUUCCGGCUGCGUCAGCCCCCGGGGCCCAUCUGCCUGCCGGCCACCCCGGCCCCCUCAGCACGCCGAGAAGGCUGCUCAACCGGACAGAGGGGGACUGCGGGCCGGGUAGGGACUUUUUUAUAGCCCACUUUCUAUUAAAGCUUUAUACAGUUA